Molecule: messenger RNA, 1288 nt
Organism: Bicyclus anynana (squinting bush brown)
Lineage: Eukaryota; Metazoa; Arthropoda; Insecta; Lepidoptera; Nymphalidae
Product: proline-rich protein PRCC
Exons: 6
Coding region: 164-1243 (359 amino acids)
Cellular component (GO): nucleus
Source: RefSeq, a predicted model, not a curated record
UUUGUGUUUGUCAUUUGAAUUUGUCCUCUGUGAGAGUUUAUUUAUUUUUUCGAAUUUGAUUAUAAUCGAAUUGAUAAAUUGAUAUUUUUCAGCAAUUCAGGAAAGAAGUUUUAAAAUUAAAUAUACGUAAUAUUAUAUAUUUUCCCAAGUACCAAGUAGAGCAAUGGCAUUGGUUGCUUACGAUAAUAGUGACUCCAGUGAAUAUGAAGAAGAAGAAAAUACCAUCACACAAAUCAAGAAAGAAGAUAAAGUAGAUGAAACGGAUCAGGUUGCACAAAACGUUCUAAGCAUAUUCAGCCAACUCCCACAACCAUCUAACAUGAAAAAGGACAUUCUAGAAGAAGAUGAUGACAUUCUCCAUAAAAAAGAACAUUCUAACGAUGUCAAACCCAAGUCCAGGAUAACUAUACCCUCAUUAAAUGAUUUUAAAGAUGUGGAGCAAACAGUACCAAGUACAAAAACCAGAUUACCUAAUGGAAAAAAAUCAGGCCUUCUGAGUAUCCUACCAGAGCCUAGAAAUGCAGUUAGGAGCACAACAAAAUCCCUCAUACCAAAUGUUGUAGCACAAAAACCCCAAACAAGCACAGCUAAAAGGAAACCAUUGCCAUCACCAGCAAAAAUAACAAACAAAAGCUCAUUGAUAACAGACUACUCUGAUGACAGUGAUAACGAAGAUGUUCAAAAUGACUUCUUUUCUUUCAACAAAAAAGAAGAAUUACCAAUUGCAGAUUUACCAUUAGAAGAUGAUAAAGAAUCUCUGGUUACACUGAAAAAGGAACCCAGAAGUAUAGAAUCUUAUUUCAAGAAAGAAAUAGAACAUGUUGAAGUACCAACAGAAACUAAUGUAGCCGCUGCAAAUAGUGAUGAUUAUUAUAGUUUGAAUGUUGAACAGUAUGCAGAAGCUGGAAACUCUAAUGAAGUAGUACUUGAUGAUGAAGCUAUCCUCAAGUUAUGUGGCACACGCGCAAAACGGAAGCGCGAGGAGAUCCAGAUAGUAGACGUGAACCAACAGGAGGUCCUCGGUGACUCCAAGGAAUGGCUUCUCAAGGGUCUCAUGGACGACACCACCAAGAGACAGUCUGCUAGCAAGAAGCAUGGCAACGAGCCCACCAGCCAGCAGAAACGCAAGCACCAAAUCACAUACUUAGCUCAUCAAGCUAAAGCAAAUGAAGCGGAAUUACAGAACCAAUGGGCUAACAACAGGAUGUCAAAGAGAAAAACACAAUCAAAGUAUGGUUUUUGAUCAAUUAUUUAUACUUUGUAAUAAAAAUAUAAAAAUUGUACAGUA